UCUUGAUUACUAAACCGAACUUAUCUUCCAGCUUUAUUCUCGUCUUUCUCUUUAAUUUGGUUAAGGAUCUUCCAUGAAAACAACUACUCUAUUUACGAACGAAUAACCCUCUUCCAUACUCUUUCUCACCGGACUACCCUUGAAGGAUUGCGAUUGGUUUUUUGUUCUGAUCAUCAUGUCUUGGUGCACAAUUGAGUCUGAUCCUGGUGUUUUUACGGAGCUUAUACAGCAAAUGCAAGUGAAGGGUGUUCAGGUUGAAGAGCUAUAUUCCCUGGAUCUAGAGACCCUCAACACUCUGCGACCUGUAUAUGGGUUGAUAUUCUUGUUUAAAUGGCGUCCUGGGGAGAAAGAUGAACGUCUCGUCAUCAAAGAGCCAAAUCCUAACUUGUUCUUUGCCAGCCAGGUUAUCAACAACGCAUGUGCGACACAAGCAAUUCUGUCUAUUCUUCUAAAUUCCCCAGAUGUCGAUGUGGGCCCAGAGCUGUCGAAUCUGAAAGAGUUCACCAAGAACUUCCCACCUGAGCUUAAAGGUCUGGCUAUCAACAACAGUGAACCCAUUCGAACUGCACACAAUAGUUUUGCAAGACCUGAGCCCUUUGUUUCCGAUGAGAAAAAGGCUGCAACCAAGGAUGAUGAUGUCUACCAUUUUAUAAGCUACUUACCCUUCGAAGGAGUCCUGUAUGAGCUAGAUGGGCUUAAAGAGGGCCCCAUCAGCCUUGGCCCAUGCUCAGGUGGACAAGGUGACUCCGAUUGGCUACAGUUGGUACAACCCGUUAUCCAAGAACGCAUAGAGAGGUACUCAAAUAAUGAGAUAAGGUUUAAUCUUUUGGCCAUUGUAAAGAACAGGAAAGAGGUGUACACUAUGGAGUUGAAAGAGUGCCAGAGAAGGAGAGAGCGCAUUUUACAGCAACUGGCAGCUGCACAGUCAUCUGGGGUAUCCGAUAUUGUCAAAGUCGAAGAACUUAACAGGGAACUCGCUGAAGUUAAUAUCGGGAUUGAAGCUGCUACCGAGAAGAUUAUUAUGGAGGAGGAGAAGUUCAAGAAAUGGAGAACCGAAAACAUCCGUAGGAAACACAACUAUAUUCCGUUCUUGUUCAAUUUCCUUAAGGUUCUCGCAGAAAAGAAACAGUUGAAGCCUCUUAUAGAAAAGGCGCAGAAGAAAGUAAGCAACCCUACUUCCUAGCUCAUGUUAUCUUCUCCGUGAGAGCGGAAAUUCUAGGUCGCUCUGUUUUGGUUUGUGAAUCAUCAGUUGGGCUAAGUUAAACAAAUUACGGUCUGUUGUAAUAUUUUCGAAGUUGUUUUUUGUUUGAUUUUGGUUUGAGUUGCUUAUAGUGGCAAAAAAUCAGACUACUAGUUGGAUGAAGUUUGUUCGCAUCGAGGGGCGACUUUUAAGUUCAAGAGACCGAAUAUAGAGCAGUUAAACUCCUUUUAGUAACAUUUUUUUCUUGAUUUUGAAGAUUUUAUGAAACCAUGAUGGAAAAUUAUGAAUUGUUCGAAUCUGAUUUCGACACAUAAAUUGAGUUAUGUGCAA
Messenger RNA from Amaranthus tricolor (Joseph's coat), 1531 nucleotides. Its product is annotated as ubiquitin carboxyl-terminal hydrolase 2. Gene Ontology annotation, molecular function: cysteine-type deubiquitinase activity. Gene Ontology annotation, biological process: protein deubiquitination; ubiquitin-dependent protein catabolic process. Bases 176 to 1183 code for a protein of 335 amino acids. The transcript is spliced from 6 exons. Gene Ontology annotation, cellular component: cytoplasm. NCBI's taxonomy places the organism in Eukaryota, Viridiplantae, Streptophyta, Magnoliopsida, Caryophyllales, Amaranthaceae. The record is from RefSeq and is a predicted model, not a curated record.